AAAAUGUCUGAUCAUCUUCCUCAAGAAUUGCUCGCAGAAAUUUUGUCAAGAUUGCCGGUGAAAUCAAUCCUCAUAUGCAGAUGCGUUUCCAAGACUUGGUACUCUUUAAUCACCAACCCUUCUUUCAUAGACGACCACCUCAAGAAAACCGCUGCAAGAAACAGUGGCCUACUUUUCUUUAGGUACAGCACCAGAGAACUUGUUUGGCCAUUUAAAGAAAAUGUGCGUUAUUUGCUAUACCCAGAUGAGUCUUUCCCUGCGAACCCUGUUGAAGAACUUGAUUGCCCAUUUAAAGGCAUAAAGCGUAUGGUUAAUAUAGUGGGUUCUUGUAAUGGGGUCUUUUGUCUAUCUGAUGAUGUUUAUGGCAAAUACACUGAGAGAGCUGCUUUAUGGAACCCUAGCGUUAGAAAGAUUGUUAACAUUCCUUGUCCAAAUUUUACGUUUACCUCAUAUGGACCCUAUAUAAGCUCACUUGGGUUUGGCUUUGAUUCCACUACUGAUGAUUAUAAGCUUGUGAGAAUAGUGUACUCGCAUUUUAACUUUGGUGAGAUUCGGCCUUUUGUUGAGAUUUACAGUUUGAGAAGUAGGGGUUGGAGAAAGGUUGAUAAUAAUCUGAAAUAUGUCAUCACUGCGCGCUCAACGUCUGCUUUUCUGAACGGAGCUUGUCAUUGGGUUGCCAAUAAGCUAUUUUAUGGGCCUGGUGUAUGCGAUGCGAUUGUGUCGUUUUCCUUGGGAGAAGAGGCGUUUGGAGAAAUGGAGGUACCAGAUUGUUUGGUUAAGAAAUACCAGUUUGUGGAUGUUGCAGUUUUUGAUGGAUCACUUCUGCUGGUUGCAUCUUUUAAACUGACUGGGGAAGGCUGUUUUACAGUUUGGAUGAUGAAAGAAUAUGGUGUUCCAGGAUCUUGGACCAAACUUUUCGAUAUUCCUGAUUUUAAAUCACAUUUGAAAUGGAUAAGAAAGUUAGUUGCAUUUAGGCAAAAUGGUAAGGUUCUAUUGGCAAAAUUAUUUGGACAGCUAGUUUUCUAUGAUCCAAAGACAGAAGAAAUCUUUGAUACAAAAAUUUGGGGCGAUGCACGCUCCUUUUAUUUGGAUACUUUUGUGGAGAGUCUUGUUUUACUCAAUGAAACAGAUGAAUUUACAGAAGUGGAAGCUUCUGAGGAUAAUGGCGCAAGUGAAAUCUUGGAGGAGGUUGCUUCUAGUUCUAAUUCAUAGAUUGUAAUUGAUGAAGCAAAUGGAGAAUCAAAGGAAGAAGCACAGGGAGAGUCCAUUUCUACACAAUGAAGCAAAUGGUCUUCUUGUGCUAGUUUCGA
This is a messenger RNA of Hevea brasiliensis (rubber tree), 1310 nucleotides long. RefSeq names its product F-box protein CPR1-like. The transcript has a single exon. The record is from RefSeq and is a predicted model, not a curated record. Gene Ontology annotation, molecular function: protein binding. NCBI's taxonomy places the organism in Eukaryota, Viridiplantae, Streptophyta, Magnoliopsida, Malpighiales, Euphorbiaceae. The coding region runs from base 4 to 1212 and encodes 402 amino acids.